UGGUGAUCCAUAUCCGGUUGUACAAGUUUAUAAAUAUUUGCUUAGAAUAUUGAGUAAAAACAUCAUAUAGGAAUCGAAAUAGGCACAGUAACAUGACUUUCUUUGGCCAGAUAGAUCCACAGUACCUGCCGGUACCAGAUGAUGGAAACAUAGAGGUCAUCCCGUUCCUUGAAGCUUCAAAACAAAUCCUGCCUUUUUUCGGUAAACUGGGGAAAACCUUUGGAGUGAUUCAAUCAGACGUCAAUGGAAAUGUUACAAAAAUACACAACAGGCAGCAAAUUUUGAACCAAGAAAAUGGAGGAGGUGAAAAAAGUGAUAAUUUAAAAACAUUCCGUCAAUUGUUAGAAGAAGAUAUACGAUUAAAUUACCAAAAGAAUGACAAAUCAACUUGUGUCUCUUUACUUUGGUUGAAAAGGGGAAUGGACUUUAUCUGUCGCUUCCUCCAAUCUAUAGUGGAUGACACAAGGUCGGGGAAGAAAUCGGAAUCACUCAAGACAAUCACUCAAAAUGCUUAUGAGCAAACUUUAAAAAUGCAUCACAAUUGGAUGGUUCGACAAGUUUUUUCAUUGGUGUCUCAUGCUGCACCUUGGAGGGCUGACCUCAUCAAGAUCUUAUGCAAUGGAAAUGAAAGCCUUGAAGAUGAGUGUAUAAAUGACAUGGAAAAUUACACCAAGAUUCUACGUCCAAAUGUAGACAACUUAGACUGUUUAUUAAAGGAUCUUAAGAUUGAAGUGGAGGACAAGGAUUGAUAAUCAAACAUAUCCCAUAAUGCAAUACAUUGUGCAGACGGUGGGGGAAGUGCCAGGAUGUAGAUUAUAUCUGCAGGAAAUGAAUGCUUUGAACAAUCUCAUCAAAAUACCAAAGUUUGUCAACUCCCAAUGGAGGUAAUAAAUAAAUAAAAUGAACAAUAAACAAUCAAAAUUACCAACAAAAUAAUUUAUUUGGGCUCCUUGUUUAGAUAAUAGAUUAGAUAUUGUGAUAUCGCCAGUUUUAUUGGAAUUUAUUAUCACAGAUAAAUAAUGAAAACAGACAAAAUUAAUGGAGCUUAUGAUAAAAUACAGUAAAACCUGUCUCUAGUGAACAUCUCUCAAGUGAAUACCUGUGUCUAUUGAACACCUCAUCUCAGCACAUUGACUUCUGUAUAAAAUUGCCUCUCAGU
This is a messenger RNA of Owenia fusiformis, 1159 nucleotides long. Lineage: Eukaryota; Metazoa; Annelida; Polychaeta; Sabellida; Oweniidae. The record is from the annotation of a GenBank genome assembly.